Triticum turgidum subsp. durum (durum wheat) is the source of this 1272-nucleotide messenger RNA. Lineage: Eukaryota; Viridiplantae; Streptophyta; Magnoliopsida; Poales; Poaceae. The record is from the annotation of a GenBank genome assembly.
AUGCUGCUAGUAGAGCUGCUCCGCUGCCAGAUCCAGGAGUGGUACCCGGCAUUCCGCCGCCACACCGUCCCCACCGUCACCAUCCCCCUCCCCGCCGCCUUCCUCCGCUACCUCGCCGGCCAGCCCGCCCACCCCGUCCCCGACGCCCCUCACCAGGACGCGGAAGGGCCUCCCCCAUUCCUCCUCCCGUCGCUCGCCUCCGGCCGCACCCCCUUCCCGCCGCUCCACCUCCCGGACCCCGUCGACCACGACGACAGCUCCGACCUCUUCUCCGUCUGCGACGACGACGACGACGACGAGAGCCCGCCCCUCCCCGCCUUCCCCGAGCUGGAGGCCGCGGUCGACGCGGCCAUCGCCGAGCUCGGCGGCGCCGCGCUCCCCAAGCUCAACUGGAGCGCGCCCAAGGACGCCGCCUUCAUGUCCGCCGACGGCACCGUCCGCUGCACCUGCUUCGCCGAGGUCGCCAUGCUGCUCCGCUCCUCGGACUGCGUCGCGCACGACCUCUCCUCCGCGCGCCCGUCCUGCCAGGACUUCGUGUGCGCCAGGGAAGGUGUUCGACGGAAUGCCGGACAGGGCAGUGGUGCCAACCAGGCGGGUGCUCCAUCGAAUGGCGGAGGGAGCACCAGUGGUGCUGGUUCUCUGAGUGAUCCUCCCACUGAGGAUCGCAAUGAGGGAGGCAGGCAAGCUGCUGCCGACAGUGAUGCUUCGGAAGACGAUGUUGGACAAGAAAGCGGCGAUGAUAGUUGGGUGGACAAUGGGUUCCAGUACUACCUCGCCCUCCGCAAGUGGUACCCGGGCCUGCGCCCCGAGGCAGAGUUCCGAUGCUUCGUGCGGGGACGGAAGCUGGUCGGCGUGUCGCAGAGGGACACAUCUGCUUACUACCAAUCGUUGCCUGGGUGGAGUUCUGAGGUGCAGCCGAAGAUCGAGGAGUUCUUCGAAGAAGUUGUUGAGUCGCAGUUUGCUUCUCAGAAUUACACAUUUGAUGUGUAUGUCAGAGCAGAUGGCCGGGUGAAGCUGAUUGAUUUCAAUCCUUGGGGUGGCUAUACAUUGCCGCUUAUGUUUACAUGGGAGGAGCUUGAGGAUGAGAAGAGAGGAGAGGACAAGCUGGAGUUUAGAGUGGUAAUGGAGCAAGGUGCAGUGAGGCCAGGAUUAAUGACAGCAGUGCCGUAUGAUAUGAUGGAUUGGGGAGAAGGGAACGGCUGGGAUGUUUUUCUGAAGAAGGCUGACAAUGAACUGAAUAGACAGAUGGCCUCAUUAGCUAUGGAUUCGUAA